UGUGAAAAAACGCUAUUAAUUAUAAUUAAGUUAUAAAAGUUAAUCUGAGGAAACCUGAAUAAAAUUCAUCUUUACAGAUUUCUUAUUUUUUAAAUAAAUUGUAUAUGCCGUAAAAAUUAUUAUUAACAAUGACUGAGGUAGUAAAAGAAGAUGCCGACAAUUUGCUAAAUGAAACUAAAGAUAUUUUAAAAGAAAAUAAAGAAACUUUAAGCGAAAACAAGGAAAUUAAAACAGAAAAUAAUGCCUCUUCUGAAACUGAUCCAAAUAAUGUAUACGCAUACUUAAAUCGUUCUGACUUUACAUCCGAAAAAUUCAAACUUGAAAUUAAUGGUUUACCAAAGUUUUACGGUAUUAGUGAAUUAAAAAGAUUAAUUAAAGAUAAACUAAAAUUGGAUUGCAAUAAAGUCAAAACACCAAGGAAAGGUAGUCACUUUGCUUAUGUAUGUUUUCGAAGUGAAGAGGACAAACAAAAUGGACUAAAAAUUUUAAAUGGAUAUCAAUGGAAGGGUAAAGUUCUAUCUGCUAUUGAAGCAACUGCUGCACCUGAUCCACUAGUGAAGAAACGAAAAGAAUUUCAAUCUGGCGAAAAUAGUAAAAGAUUCAAAAUUGAAGGAACUCAAAAAGAGCGAUUACAGUCGACAACCAUACCAUAUGCUGAGUUUUCUUACGAUAAACAGUUAGAAAUGAAACAAAGCGACAUACAUCAAGUUUUAUUGAAAUUGGGAAAUGAAUUGUGGAAACAUAAUCAAGUUUUACGCCCUUGGAUAGAAAAACAACGUGAAAAAUAUAAUGGACUGCCUUGUGAAUUGAUGAAUAUUCGUUCUGCAAAAAAAUAUAACGAAUAUAGAAACAAAUGCGAAUUUACUGUGGGGAUGGAUCAUGAAACGAAACUACCAACGGUUGGAUUUCGGUUAGGAGCUUAUGUCGAUGGUUUUACCGGAGUUGCUCCAAUAGAUGAUUUAAUUCAUAUUCCAAAACGCAUAAAAGUUGCUGUUAAAACUUUUGAAAAUUUUGUACGUAAUUAUACUCAAUUACGCAUUUUCAAUCCAGAAUUUCAAAGUGGUGAAUUUAGACAGUUAACUACAAGAUGGUCGACCACAACUGACGAACUCAUGCUCAUUAUUGGAAUUCAAACCAAGGAAAUCGAUGAAGAUACUGUAAAUAAACUUAAAAAAGAUUUAAUUGAAUGGUUUACUAACGGUGAUGGAUCCGAAGCUAAACUUACGUCUUUGUUUAUUAAAGUAAUUCAAAAACGUAAUGCGGGCGAACCAAUACCUACACCGGAACAUCUUUAUGGCACAACUUAUAUUCAAGAGAAGCUUUUGGAUCUUACAUUUCGUAUAUCUCCAGAUGCCUUUUUUCAAGUGAAUACUGAUGCUGCUGAAGUUUUAUACUCGUCUGCCAUUGAAAUAGCGAAACCAACAAAUGAAACAUCUAUAGUUGAUAUUUGCUGCGGUACAGGAACUAUUGGAUUAUGUUUUUCUAAACAUUGUGGGCAAGUAUUAGGCUUAGAAAUAGUAGCCGAUGCAGUAGUUGAUGCAAAAGCGAAUGCUGAUAUAAACAACAUUAAAAAUGCAGAAUUUUAUCAAGGAAAGGCUGAAGAAAUAUUAUUAUCAGUAAUAAGAAAGGCACAAUUUGAUGAUGUGAUUGCAGUUGUUGACCCACCUAGAGCUGGUUUACAUCAAAAAGCAGUUAUUCAACUAAGACAAACAACAAAAUUGAAAAAAUUACUGUACAUUUCAUGUGAUUCAAAUGCAGCAUUAAAAAAUUUUGUCGACAUGGGUAGACCACCAUCAAAAACGUUACACAACGAACCAUUUGUACCAAUUAAAGCAGUAACUGUAGAUUUGUUUCCUCAUACGAAGCAUUGUGAACUCCUUAUAUAUUUUGAACGUUUUACUGUUUCAAUGUUAGAAGAAUUGCACGCUAAAGCUAUUGAAGCUAAUGAAAAUGGAAAACUACCUUCAAAAAAUAUUGAAGUAUCAGAAAAUGUUGAGGUAUCGAAUGAAAAACUUGUAACAGAAAAUGUUGAUCAAUAA
Messenger RNA from Chrysoperla carnea, 2039 nucleotides. RefSeq names its product tRNA (uracil-5-)-methyltransferase homolog A. The transcript has 5 exons. Lineage: Eukaryota; Metazoa; Arthropoda; Insecta; Neuroptera; Chrysopidae. Bases 129 to 2039 code for a protein of 636 amino acids. Gene Ontology annotation, molecular function: nucleic acid binding; RNA methyltransferase activity. Gene Ontology annotation, biological process: RNA processing. The record is from RefSeq and is a predicted model, not a curated record.